Dovyalis caffra is the source of this 2235-nucleotide messenger RNA. The record is from the annotation of a GenBank genome assembly. NCBI's taxonomy places the organism in Eukaryota, Viridiplantae, Streptophyta, Magnoliopsida, Malpighiales, Salicaceae.
AUGGGUGUGCUGAUUUGCAGUAGCAAUGUUAACAUAAUAAAGCCUCGAUUUCUCUCUUCGCCUCACCACCGCAAACAGCGUCUUCUAAUCCAUACCAAUAGGAACCUCGUGCGCUUGGACACCGAUACCAAAUUUCAAUUUCUUCUUCAGAAUGUUAAUAAUAGUAGUAAUAGACUAGCUCCUCCAAAAUCUUCUUCUUCAGUAAAUGGCUAUGGCGGUAACGUAGAACAGCGCUAUGUAAAUGGCAGUGAGCAGCAGGGAGAGAGAGAGGAAGGUGUUGAGUUACACGAGAAGAUUCGGAGAUUUAUCGAGUUUCUUCCUUCAAUUUUGCCUGGUGGAAGCUGGUGGAGCUUCUCUGAUGAGGUGGAGAUUAAAAUUUUGGCCAACUCGGUCACCAUGAGGCGUGCCCUUACUCGCAUGUGGCACCUUGUGGCUCAGGAUCGUUGGGUCAUUUUUGCCGCUUUUACUGCCCUCAUUUUUGCAGCGCUUUCGGAAAUCUCAAUACCACAUUACUUGACGGCAUCCAUCUUUUCGGCCCAGAGUGCUAGCGUUGCAGUAUUCCAUCGAAAUGUGCGUCUCUUGGUUGCCCUCUCUGUUUUAGCUGGAAUUUGCAGCGGAAUACGGGGUUGUUGUUUUGGCAUUGCAAAUAUGAUCCUGGUGAAGCGAAUGAGGGAAACAUUAUAUUCUGCUCUUCUCCUUCAGGAUAUAUCAUUUUUUGACAAUGAAACAGUUGGUGAUUUGACAAGUAGGCUUGGGUCAGACUGUCAGCAAGUGUCUCGUGUUAUUGGCUAUGAUCUUAAUUUGAUCUUACGCAAUGUCCUACAGGGUACAGGUGCCUUGAUCUACUUGAUAAUUUUGUCCUGGCAACUUGGUUUAUUCACUUUGUUGAUAUGCGCAACUUUAGCAGCAGUGAUGCUGAUCUAUGGCCAGUACCAGAAGAAGGCAGCAAAGUUGACCCAAGAGUUCACUGCUUCUGCUAACGAUGUGGCACAAGAGACAUUCUCUUCAAUGAGGACAGUUCGUAUUUAUGGAACAGAAAAAGUUGAACUUAGAAGAAAGACGUUUUAUAUCUAUGGUCCUAGGUACAAGCUUUGGCUGGAGAAAUUGGCUGAUAUAAGCUUACGACAAAGUGCUGCAUAUGGAUUUUGGAUUUUGAAUUUCAACACACUUCAUCACUCAACUCAGGUUGUCGCGGUGAUAGUAGGAGGAAUGUCUAUUCUGGCUGGUCAUAUUACAGCGGAGCAACUUACAAAGUUUAUAUUAUACAGCGAAUGGCUGCUAUAUUCUACAUGGUGGGUAGGGGAUAAUUUAUCAUCUCUGAUGCAAUCCAUUGGGGCAAGCGAAAAGGUCUUCCAAUUGAUGGAUCUCUUGCCAAGUGACCAAUUUUUAUCAAAAGGCAAGCGGAUUAAAGUUGCAAAGGCUGAUGGGACGUAUAGAGUUCGUAAAUGUGUCUUUCUAUUAUCCUUCAAGAGAGUUGGUAUGUUUCUUACCUUCAGCAUCAAUUAUGCUUCUGCCUCCUCAUUCCAGACCCAUUUUUCCCUUAAGAUAUACCCUUUCCUGCUUCACUCCUCAAUGACUGUAAAUGGUGCUAAAACUGUUGGUCUUAGUGGCAGUGGGAAAAGCACACUAGUGAAUCUGCUGCUUCGUCUUUAUGAGCCAGCAAAUGGUCAGAUUUUAGUUGAUGGCUUUUCUCUAAGAGAGUUGGACAUCAAGUGGUUAAGGGAACAAAUUGGAUAUGUUGGGCAGGAACCAAAGCUAUUCCGCAUGGAUAUCAGUUCAAACAUUAGAUAUGGAUGUACACGAGAUAUAAUGCAGGAAGAUGUUGAGUGGGCUGCCAAGCAAGCAUACGCUCAUGAGUUUAUUUCAUCUCUUCCCAAUGGUUACAAAACACUUGUUGAUGAUGAUUUGCUAAGUGGGGGUCAGAAGCAGCGAAUUGCCAUUGCUCGUGCUAUUCUUCGGGACCCUGCCAUUUUGAUUCUUGAUGAAGCCACUAGUCAAUUGGAUGCAGAGAGCGAGCACAAUGUUAAGGGUGUACUUCGUGCUGUUAGAAGUGAAAUAACAGCGAAGAGAACUGUAAUUGUAAUUGCUCACAGGCUCUCCACCAUUCAAGCUGCUGACCGGAUAGUGGUAAUGGACGGUGGUCAAGUUGUUGAGAUGGGCAGUCACUCGGAACUUCUCCAUCAAGAUGGCUUGUAUGCACGAUUGACUAGACGACAGGCUGAUGCUGUGGCAUGA